Molecule: messenger RNA, 1064 nt
Organism: Galleria mellonella (greater wax moth)
Lineage: Eukaryota; Metazoa; Arthropoda; Insecta; Lepidoptera; Pyralidae
Gene: mRpL47
Product: 39S ribosomal protein L47, mitochondrial
Exons: 1
Coding region: 110-880 (256 amino acids)
Biological process (GO): mitochondrial translation
Cellular component (GO): mitochondrial ribosome; mitochondrial large ribosomal subunit
Molecular function (GO): structural constituent of ribosome
Source: RefSeq, a predicted model, not a curated record
AUUAUGACAGUUUCGCAGUUCGUAAUGAACAUAGGCCAAGAGUAAAGGUAUACAUAUUUAUAUUUUAUGGUUAUAUGUUUCUUAUUAAUUUUGUGAAAUAAUUACAGAAAUGAAUUUUGUUUUUCGAAAUGGUGUAUUAAAAUAUGUUGCGGCAAAUUAUUUCCGAUCACAAUGUACUGCUACAAAAUUAAAUGCUCCUUCCAACAGAAUUGUGCAUACUAGCAGUACAUCAUACGAUCUUAUGGAAUUUUUUGAUGAUAAAAAGAAUUGGAAUGAGACCAAUAUAAAGGUAGGAAGAGCAUGGAAGCUGGAUGAAUUGCGUAUAAAGUCAAACACAGACUUACAUAAAUUGUGGUAUGUGUUGUUAAAAGAACGGAAUAUGCUUUAUACUAUGGAGCAUGAAUGCAAAGAAAAAGUUAGGUUAUUUCCAAAUCCAGAAAGAAUUGAUAAAGUUCAAGAAUCUAUGAAGAAUAUUGAAACUGUUGUACGAGAACGCAAUAUUGCAUAUUAUCAAUUAGAAACUGGUGAAACUGGUGAACGGCCUGUGGAAGAGGUUGUGAAUCUGUUUGGUUUACCAGAGAAAUAUGAAAAAUCAGAAUAUAUGGUACCAAAGUUCAUGAAUACCAAAUGGGUGAAACCAUAUCUUGAACAUGGUUUAAUAAAUAGUAUAGCAGUGAAGAAAUUCUACAGAUUAUAUAAAGAGAAAUUGCAUAAUGAGAGUAGGAAGGCUCGGAACAGAGAUUAUAAUCAUGUACAACAGCUUCUUAAGAGAUUUCCUGAUAUGGAUUUGGAAAAGUUAAGAGAACAAUAUCCUAAUGUAGAUAUAGAAAAAGCUAUGAGAACAAAGAAGGCUCGAGGGCACUAUUUUCCAAAAUAUUAAUAACUAAUGCAUCUUACAAUUAAACAAAAAUUACCUUCAUUAUGUAAAAAACAAAAAAAGUAAAGAUUUCUUUCUACAUUAAUACUGUUGAUUUUUGUCUUGAAGUGCAUUGAGUAUUAUUACUAAAGGUAUAUAAAAGAUUCACACUCCAUAUUGUUAAAGUAAACAAAGUUAGUAACUUCAA